This is a messenger RNA of Solanum pennellii, 486 nucleotides long. Its product is annotated as octapeptide-repeat protein T2-like. NCBI's taxonomy places the organism in Eukaryota, Viridiplantae, Streptophyta, Magnoliopsida, Solanales, Solanaceae. Bases 1 to 486 code for a protein of 161 amino acids. The record is from RefSeq and is a predicted model, not a curated record. The transcript is spliced from 2 exons.
AUGACUGCAGCUGCUGUUUUAGAGGAAGUUUUGGUGUCGUCGGCUGUCACUGCUGCUGGACUGCUCGCCGUCGGUUCUGCAAAAAAGGAGAGGAAAAAGAGGACGAAGGAGAAGAGGAGAGCAAGAGGGGGGAGAAAAGAAGAGGGAGGCGGAGAGAGGGGUUCAAGCGGGGAGAGAGAAGGAAAGAGAAGAGGCGAUGAAGAAGAGAAGAGGAGGAGGACGGCGGGAGAGGGGCAACUGUUGGUCGGAGAAUGGCGAGAAGAGAGGGGAGGGUCGCCGGAAAAAGAAAAAGGAAGAGAGAAAGGGAAGGCGGCGCUGAUAGAGAGAGGGGAGGGAGAGGAGAAGAGUGGAGGGAGAAAGAGGGGAAGAAGGAGGGAGAAAGAGGAGGAGCGACGGGUGUUGGGAGGAGGCUGCCGGAAAAAAAUGGGGAGAAAGAGAGAUGGGGCUGGCGGCUACCAAGGAGGGGGAGGGAUAAGAAUGAGUUAA